CCGAUGAGCGGCGGCCUCGGCCUCCGGCGCAGCCCGGAAAUGUCCGGCCGGAUCGAGAAAGCAGACUCGCAGCGUUCCCACCUCUCCUCCUUCACCAUGAAGCUGAUGGACAAAUUCCACUCGCCCAAAAUCAAGAGAACACCGUCCAAGAAGGGAAAACCAGCCGAGGUGUCUGUGAAGAUUCCAGAGAAGCCUGUGAACAAAGAGGCAACAGACAGAUUUCUCCCAGAGGGCUGCCCUCUCCCCUCGGAUCUGGAGCAGCAGGCAGUAGGAUUUAUGUCCACCAGUGCUGUGGCUUCCAGGUCUCAGAGAGAGAAGAACCAGAUCUGGCUGGCAGAAAAAGAGAAGGAAGUUGUCAGUGCCUUGCGCUACUUUAAGACCAUUGUGGACAAAAUGGCCAUUGAUAAGAAGGUACUGGAGAUGCUUCCCGGGUCCGCCAGCAAGGUGCUGGAGGCCAUCCUGCCCCUGGUGAAUAGCGACCCCCGAAUCCAGCACAGCUCAGCCCUGUCCUCCUGCUACAGCCGAGUGUACCAGAGCCUCGCCAACCUCAUUCGCUGGUCCGACCAAGUGAUGCUGGAAGGCGUGAACUCCGAAGAUAAAGAGAUGGUGACCACGGUGACGGGGGUCAUCAAGGCCGUGCUGGACGGAGUGAAGGAGCUGGUCAGGCUGACCGUGGAGAAGCAGGGACAUCCGUCUCCAACGAGCCCCGCGAAGCCCAGCUCCCCAGCCUGCAAACCCGACGGCCAGUCUGAGCUCCCCCUGACAGAUCGAGAGAGAGAGAUUCUGAGCAAGACCACCGGCAUGUUGCAGCCCACUGAGCCCCCGGACGUGGCGGAUGAAGAGGUGGCGCCCCCCAAGCCCCCAUUACCUGGCAUCCGGGUGGUUGACAACAGCCCCCCACCGGCACUGCCACCGAAGAAAAGACAGUCAGCCCCGUCCCCCACGCGGGUGGCUGUCGUGGCCCCCAUGAGUCGAGCCACCAGCGGCUCCAGUCUGCCUGUGGGGAUCAAUAGGCAGGACUUCGACGUGGACUGUUACGCACAGAGGCGGCUGUCAGGGGGCAGCCACUCGUACGGCGGGGAGUCGCCGCGCCUGUCCCCCUGCAGCAGCAUCGGCAAGCUCAGCCGGUCGGACGAGCAGCUGUCCUCUCUGGACAGGGACAGCGGCCAGUGCUCCCGCAACACAAGCUGUGAAACACUAGAGCAUUACGACCCCGACUACGAGUUCCUUCAGCAGGACCUCUCCGCCGCGGACCAGCUACCUCAGCCGGUGGCCUGUGACCUCAGCCCGCUGCCGGAGUCCCUGGGGGAGGCUGGGUCUCCAUUUCUUGGCCAUCCUUUCCAGUUGCCCAGCAUGCCCCCACCGGAGGGGCCCUCCGCCCCGCAGACGGACCUGCCACCCGCCCUCCCCGAGAAGAAGCGCAGGAGCGCACCCUCGCAGGCCGCAGACGGCCCGGGCUGCAGGGUGUCCUACGAGCGGCACCCCUCCCAGUACGACAACAUCUCCGAGGAGGACCUCCAGCCCCAGGCCGCCGUCCAGGCCGGCACCUUCAUGCCCUUCGCCGCCGUCCUCCCCUUUCAGCACACAGCAUCCUCCACCGCUGUCGAAUUCGUAGGAGAUUUCACUGUUCCUGAGUCAAUAGGGGACCCAGAAAAACCGCCUCCUCUACCAGAGAAGAAAAACAAACACAUGCUGGCCUACAUGCAGCUGCUGGAGGACUACUCGGAGCCACAGCCCUCUGUGUUCUACCAGACGCCGCAGAGCGAGCACGUCUACCAGAAGAAGAACAGGAGGCUCAUGGAGGUGUAUGGCAUCACGGACUCCUUCAGCAGCGCAGAUGGCCCGCAGGAGCUGGCCCCGCCUCCCGCCCUGCCCCCGAAGCAGCGCCAGCUGGCCUCCUAUGCUGCUUCUUCCUUCUCCUCUGUCUCCUACUGUGUCCAGCAAACUAAAGUGGCCUUCACCCCCGAGGACGGCAGUGCCGCUCAGGGCAUCACUGUGUCCGUCUCUAACCCCUUUCUCGGCCGGCACGGCGCCGUGCCCUCGUGCAAGUCUGUGUUCAGGUCCUUCUCCCAGGACUUCGUGCCUCACAACCACGCUUCCGUUCAGCCUUUCCUUCCGCCUACCUCCUCUUCCUCUCCACACUUCCUGCCUGUCCGCCAGUCCCAGAGCUCUGAGCUGGCGGCGCCGACCACCGGCCCGCCUCCCGGCACCGUGGACGGGCCUCCUCCCGCUCCUCAGGAGCGCGCCGCUCACGGGCACGCUGUCCGCCGUCCUCCCGAAACCUCUCUCUCUGACUCGCCCCAGACGCCUUCGGAGUCACCGGCUAUGAAAGACGGACCUUGCAGAGACCCCUCGUCGGCCGGGGGCACCCCUGGGAAGGAAAGCAGAGACGGCGGGGACAGGGCCCCACAGUCACCAGAUGCUCUGGAGUCGGCUCAGUCAGGAGAGGAAGUGGAUGAGCUGACCCUCAUCGACCAUGAGGAAAUUAUGGCCAGACUGACACUCAAGCAGGAGGGCGAUGACGGGCCGGAUGUGCGAGGAGGAUCCGGGGACAUCCUGCUGGUCCACGCGACCGAGACCGACAGGAAAGACCUGGUGUUGUACUGCGAGGCCUUCCUGACCACCUAUCGGACCUUCAUCACGCCCGAGGAGCUCAUCAAGAAGCUGCAGUACAGGUACGAGAAGUUCUCUCCCUUCGCCGACACGUUCAAGAAGCGGGUCAGCAAGAACACGUUCUUCGUGCUGGUGCGGGUGGUGGACGAGCUCUGCCUGGUGGAGUUGACUGAGGAGAUCUUGAAGCUACUCAUGGAGCUGGUCUUUCGCCUGGUGUGCAACGGGGAGCUCAGCCUGGCCCGCGUGCUCCGGAAGAACAUCCUGGACAAGGUGGACCAGAAGAAGCUGCUCCGCUGUGCCAACUCCGACCAGCCGCUCGCAGCCAGGGGGGUAGCAGCCAGGCCAGGAACCUUGCACGACUUUCACAGCCAUGAAAUAGCCGAGCAGCUAACUCUGCUGGACGCGGAACUCUUCUACAAAAUCGAGAUUCCUGAGGUUUUGCUCUGGGCAAAGGAGCAGAACGAGGAGAAGAGCCCCAACUUGACCCAGUUCACCGAGCAUUUCAACAACAUGUCCUACUGGGUCCGGUCAAUAAUCAUGUUACAGGAAAAGGCUCAGGACAGGGAACGGCUGCUCUUGAAGUUCAUCAAGAUCAUGAAGCACUUACGGAAGCUGAACAACUUCAACUCCUACCUGGCCAUCCUCUCCGCUCUGGACUCGGCGCCCAUCCGCCGGCUGGAGUGGCAGAAGCAGACCUCAGAGGGCCUGGCCGAGUACUGCACGCUGAUCGACAGCUCGUCCUCCUUCCGCGCCUACCGGGCCGCCCUGUCAGAGGUGGAGCCGCCCUGCAUCCCAUACCUGGGGCUCAUCCUGCAGGACCUCACCUUCGUGCACCUGGGGAACCCCGACUACAUCGACGGGAAGGUGAACUUUUCCAAACGGUGGCAGCAGUUCAACAUCCUGGACAGCAUGCGCUGCUUCCAGCAGGCGCACUACGACAUCCGGAGAAACGAGGACAUCAUCAACUUCUUCAACGACUUCAGCGAUCACCUGGCCGAGGAGGCCUUGUGGGAACUGUCUCUGAAAAUCAAGCCCAGGAACAUAACCAGGAGGAAAACAGAGCGGGAGGAAAAGACCUAGGGGCGGGCGUGCGCCAGGAGAGGCUCAGAGAGGCCGCCAGGCCGAGGGACGCUGCCCGGCCCCCGGCGCCCCCGCGGAGCACGGCGGACCUGGCCAGCCGGGCACCAGCAGCGGGUCCCGGGACGGAGUGUGAGCUGGCGGGCCGGGCCGCGCCUCCGUCUUCCCGCGCCUUCCCCGCCCCGCCCGGUUCCAGAUCUGCUGAAAGGCGAGUGUGGCCUGAGGCCCCGCAGGGUCUGCGCCCCGGGGGGCCUGGACGGAGCGGGCACUCGGCCAGCAGGGGUGGCUGGGACGCUGCUGCCCCAGAGCGGGGGACGGCGUGGGCAGGACGGCCGGCAGGGCCUUGGAAGCCCCAGAGCACCUGUCGCAGAACUGGCUCAGCCGCCCACCAGCAGGGCAGGGGCUGCC
Messenger RNA from Talpa occidentalis (Iberian mole), 4098 nucleotides. RefSeq names its product Rap guanine nucleotide exchange factor 1 (gene RAPGEF1). Gene Ontology annotation, biological process: positive regulation of GTPase activity; Ras protein signal transduction. Gene Ontology annotation, molecular function: guanyl-nucleotide exchange factor activity. The record is from RefSeq and is a predicted model, not a curated record. NCBI's taxonomy places the organism in Eukaryota, Metazoa, Chordata, Mammalia, Eulipotyphla, Talpidae. Gene Ontology annotation, cellular component: plasma membrane.